AAAAAUUUUACCGAAAAAUCACCACACCAAAAAAAGGACUAUGAAGAAGCAGUACCGACGCCUCCAGACGGUGGAUACGGGUGGGUUAUCGUAUUUGCCUCGUUCAUCUGUAACAUGAUGGUAGACGGAAUAACUUACUGUGCUGGAAUAUUUCUCCCAGCGUUAAUAGCAUACUACCAUGAAUCGCAAGCAAAAGUGGCUUGGGUAGGAUCGAUCCUUGCUGGAGUAACCAUGUGCCUAGGACCUUUGGUUAGUGCCGUAGCGAAUAAAUACGGUUGUCGGGUAUCGUGUAUGUCGGGCGCGGUUAUUUCGGGAGCAUGUUUUGCUCUAUCCGUUUUUAGUCCCAACGUGGAAAUGCUGAUGCUGAUUUACGGUGUUGGGGGUGGAAUCGGUUUCGGGUUAAUGUACGUACCCGCCGUAGUAUGUGUUGGGUAUUAUUUCGAAUCGAGGAGAUCGCUGGCUACCGGAAUAGCAGUGUGCGGAUCAGGCGUCGGAACGAUUCUGUUUGCCCCCGUAGGAAAGUGGUUGUUAGAACAAUACGGAUGGAAGGGAGCGAACUUGGCUCUUGCAGCUCUUUGCUUUUCUUGUACUUUGAUGGGAUUUCUGAUGAAGCCAAUUGAAUAUAAAAAGGAAGAGAAAAUAGUGACCAUGAUUUACCAAAAUGGAAAAGCUCCAAUAAAUUGCGAUCUAGCGAAAAGUUACACAAGUCUUGCAGAUGUAUCAGCGUCCAGACAUUCCUUAACGAGUAACAAAAGCAAAAGAAGUCAAGUUUUACCUCCAUUGUCAAGACAAGAUGUUCUCUAUACAGGAUCGAUCGCAAAUCUUAAAGAGUUCCAGUCACAGAAAUCAUUGCACGAUUUCAGACAGAGCAUGGUUAGCAUACCAAAGGACAAAACACGUUAUGGUGGAAAGCCCCUCACAGGAAUCAGUAAAGUUUUAAAUGCUUUUCUAGAUUUAGAACUUAUGAAGGAUCCUGUUUUCUUGACCAUAGCAUUUUCAAAUAUUAUUGGAUUUAUGGGUUUAUAUGUUCCAUUCGUUUAUAUUGUGGAAGCUGCUACAUUAGAUGGAAUCCAUUCGUCAAGAUCUUCUCUAUUGAUUUCGUUCAUAGGAAUAACAAAUACCGUUGGUCGUAUUAUUUGCGGAUUGAUCGCUGAUUUUCCAUCAGUGAAUACGUUGCUGGUCAACAAUAUAUGCUUACUGAUUAUGGCCUUAACAGUGGGUGCUGUUGCCUUCUGUCAUGACUAUAUUUCCUAUAGUAUCGUGGCUUGUGUCUAUGGAACUUCAAUGGCUGGAUUCAUAUCACUGACGUCUAUACUAUUAGUUGAAUUUUUAGGGUUAGAAAAGCUAACAAGUGCUUUUGGAAAUUUGAUUCUAUUCAGAGGUACUGGUGCCCUCUUAGGACCGCCUUUAGCUGGAAUUAUAAUCAGUGCUACAGGAUCGUACAAGAUUUGUUUUCUAGUAGCUAGUGGUUUCUUCGUAAUUUCAACAGCUCUAUCAUUUUCGGUUCCUUAUGUACAGAAAUAUAAACUUAAGACGCUAAAAAUGGUUGAAAUUGACGAUACAUUGACUCCUGUAAAUCUAGAAAAAAAUAACCAGACUGCUUAA
Messenger RNA from Psylliodes chrysocephalus, 1605 nucleotides. The record is from the annotation of a GenBank genome assembly. Lineage: Eukaryota; Metazoa; Arthropoda; Insecta; Coleoptera; Chrysomelidae.